AUGGAGGGCAGUCCCAGAUCCAGUCGUGACUUGGAGCUGGCAUCCAAAGACCAUGGCGAUGCUACGAAGGUUCUCGUCAUAGAACGUCAUGGAACCGUAUUCACCUCUUUCAUGCACAUCGUCACCGCCAUCAUGGGAGCCGGCGUGCUGGGCCUGCCCAAUGCACUGUCCUGGCUUGGUUGGGUGGGCGGGCUGGCGCUGAUGACCACAUUCUAUGGCGUCACGCUCUACUGCGCCCACCUCCUGAUCGAGACGGUGGACGUGAAGGGCAGGAAGGCGCGGACCUACCGGGAGGCCACCGAGAACAUUCUGGGCCCCCUGGCAGGCAAGCUGCUGGCCGGUCUGCAGCUGAGCACGCUCAUCCUGGUCAGUCUGGCAUACUUCAUCACCGCCGGCACAUCGGGACGGGCAGCCCUCGUGGCAGUGGGGCACUACGGUGUGGACCCAGCCCUGUGGCCCGUCAUCCUGGCCUUCUGCGGCAUGCAGCUGUUCCUGGCGCAGAUGCCCAACCUGGACUCCACCUGGAUCAGCUCCACGGUGGGAGCCACCAUGUCCAUCGGCUACUCCAUCAUCGCCCUGGGCCUGUGCCUCGCCCAGGCCGGCCACCGGCAGGGCACGCUCGGGGGCAACUCGGACGUGACCACGGCGGCCAAAGUGUUUGGGGUCAUGAAUGCCACCGGGCAGGUGGCCUUUGCCCUCAACUUUGCGGCCAUCCUAGUGGAGGUCCAGGACACGCUCCGGGAGCCACCCGCCGCCGAUGUGGCCAUGAAACGCGCCACCGGCCUUGCCAUCACCUUUGUAUUCCUGUUCUAUAUGGCCGUCGCCAUCUCGGGGUACCUCGCGUUUGGCGACACCGUGGCCGGCUCAGUUCUGGCCGAGCCGGCCAUCGGCCCCGUAUGGGUGAUCGUGCUGGGCAACAUAAUGGUCUUCAUCCACAUGCUGUGUGCCGUGCAGCUCCUCUCCCAGCCGGUGUACGCCGCGAUGGAGUCAGCGUUGGCCCAGCGGUCACGCCGGGCGCGGGCCAGCCCCCUGGCGGUGCGCAUCGUCUGGCGCUCGCUCUACACCCUGCUCCUCACCUUCGUGGCCUGCCUGGUGCCCUUCUUUGCGGACGUGGUGGGCCUGGUGGGCGCGCUCUUCUACUGGCCCACCGUCGUCGUCUUCCCCGUGGUGAUGUGGCUGGCGGUGUACCCCGCCCCCCGGGUCAAGCGCUGGGCCAUGCAGGGCCUGAACGCAGGGGUGCUGGUCGUGUGCCUGGUGGCGGCAGUGGGGGCCAUGAGCUCCAUCGUCCGGAACGCCAGCACCUACGGCCUGUUCCACUGA
This is a messenger RNA of Auxenochlorella protothecoides, 1320 nucleotides long. RefSeq names its product Amino acid permease 2. The record is from RefSeq and is a predicted model, not a curated record. Lineage: Eukaryota; Viridiplantae; Chlorophyta; Trebouxiophyceae; Chlorellales; Chlorellaceae. Gene Ontology annotation, cellular component: plasma membrane. The transcript is spliced from 9 exons. Bases 1 to 1320 code for a protein of 439 amino acids.